Molecule: messenger RNA, 2396 nt
Organism: Anastrepha ludens (Mexican fruit fly)
Lineage: Eukaryota; Metazoa; Arthropoda; Insecta; Diptera; Tephritidae
Gene: s-cup
Exons: 3
Coding region: 83-2239 (718 amino acids)
Source: RefSeq, a predicted model, not a curated record
AUAGUGGCAGAGGAAAAUAAUUUCUAGCAUUAUUUUUUUGUCUCUCGAAUUCAGCGGAAAUCAAUAACAACAAAUAAAUGCAAUGAUGUCUUUAAGACGUUUCGCAGUAAUUACGCCGUUAAUGUUCAAGUACAAUAAGCAAAACAUUUCAAAUGUUGCCAAUUUGACGACAAAUGCACAAAUGCAUAGUGCAAAAGGAACAACACCCUCAACAACAACAAAUGUUAACAUUAAACAAACACAGUCGGCAACAACAGCAAUAACAACGGCAACUGAUAGCAACAAAUAUAACAAUCAUCGAAUUAUCGAUAAUGAUGGUUACGCUGAUGAGAGCAGUGACAACAAUAGUUAUGAUGACAGCAAUGAGACAUAUACAAAUAUAAUUAACAAAUACGCAGCCGGCAAUGGAUUGCAGACGAUACGUGCCAGUUUCGGCAUAAGUGGCCUCAUCGGUCACAGUCCAGGUGGCAUUAGUAGUGGUGGCAACAUUGGCAGCGGUCAUCAAACAUAUCCACAUGCAAUUAAUGGAAAUGCCAAUUUGCUGUUAUGCGGCGCCAUGCUGUCAGUGGUUACCACAAUUUUAUGCGUUGUUUGUUAUUGUUGCCAUCGCAACAUAAAGAAGCGCACCGAAGCAGCAUAUCGCCAACAACAUCAGUGGCUUGAAAGUGAUCCAAAUAUGGAAAUAUAUAGUGUGGAGCAGAGCUACGAAACUUCUGGUCUCUUUUUGGGUGAAUCUGGGGAGGGGUUAACCACCGUAGCAACGCUUCAUCACGAGCCGCCACCAUCGUACGAUGCCGUAGUGGCGAUGCAAGAGCAACAAUUAAUACAGCAACAAUUUUAUCAACAACAAUGUCACCUACAGCAACAGCGGCAACAACAACAACAAAUACAUUUACAACACAACUCCCCACCACCAGGUUACCGUUCCACACUCGCCGUCAACGAAAUGGCAACACCAACAAUGUCUGCCUCAGCAGCAACCAGCAACCUGGCUAUGGACACGCUGAACAACGACAGCAAUGGCAAUUUGAGUGGCAGCUGUAACAUCAGCAUCAGCGGCAACAGCAUUGGUGGCAAUAGUUGCAGCAAUUUCUUUGCUUGCGGCAAACCAAACACUCCGAGCAGCAGAUACAAUGCUAGCAAUAAUAAUAGCAACAAUGCAGCGUUUAUUAACAUGAAAAAGGUGCUGAACGCACAGUCAUGCUGCUCGCUACAGCGUGCCGAGGUGGAGAACAUGUGGAACGCAGCAGCCGCUGCAGUAGCGGUACGCGCCACGCACGCCACAUCCUCACCAUGUGGCGCCACCAACCUCACAGGUGGCAGUGCCGCCAGCAGCAGCAGCAGCAACAGCAACAGAAACCACAUAUCACCAAUGUUGCUGCCACGCAAAUCAUUGCCCUUGCCACUCACGCUGCCAGCAAAAUUAACAGCGAAAAGAGGUGGACGGCGUUACUUGCCACAUCACAGCACUUACUAUCGUCGCGGUUGCCCACUUUGUGGUAAAUUUCGUUACGAUGCCGAUGAGACGCUCAUGCUCUCGGUGGAAAGUGAGCUGGACGUGUCCACAACCUUCUCCACAUUACCAGCCACAACAAGUGCCGCAGUGAAGACGUCAGCUACCACAGAAACUGCAGCACGCAGCAACAGUGAGUUGAAGUUGGCUGACAGCUGUCAACAGCUAACCGCAAUAAAUGAUGACGAGAGCAAGGAUGAGAGUUUGCAAGUGGAAGUAUGUGGUGAGCAUGCCAUGGCUGCUGUGGUAACCGCGUCAAAUACAGAUCCGCUGGAUAAUGACGAAUUGGAGAGGUGCGCGUGUGCUGUGCGUAUUUUGGAGUCGCCAUCAACAAUAAUUAUGGACGGUGAUAGCAAUGGGAACAACAACAACAAUGCGGUACCGACAAAUACAAAUAAUAAUGCAGACGCAGGGUCAAAGGAGGUGAUGAUCGAUCAGAAUGCAAAUGGGCAGACAAUGAUAGAAGAGUUAACAACACCCGCUGAAAACGCAGCCAGGGAUAUGGUUGUUGCAAACGGCAAAAGAGGUUUAGCAAUUGCUGAAAUUGCAACAUCCUCCCAAUGUACGACGGACGUCGCGAUGCCAAAAUUGCCCGAAGACACUACUUUGGAUGCAAUUAAUGGGAAUAGUGGUAUAAUACGAGUCGACAUGAGCAAAGUCAUCGAUCAGACAGGCUUACCCACCUAUGAAGCAGCCGCAAAGUUGGAGUCAAGUGGAUAUGUAUAAAAUAUAACGGCGAGCCUGCUUAAGUGAAAGCCAGAAGUGCUUUAAUAGUUUUAGCUAACAAUUUCAUAUUCACUGAAAUGCAUAAAAUUUGACACACACUGUACCAAAAAUAAAAAUUAAAUUGAAUAAAGGGAAACAUUAUAGCAACAAAAAGUAU